CAGAUUGCAGGUAUUGCUAUUGUCAGUCCGUAUUAUCACUUGGGCCGGCGUUCGCAACGACCAGAAUCAUCCAUCCUUUUUACACGCCCCACGAAUGGAUUUUACGGCAUUUACGCCGCGAUUAUCAAUGGCGACAUAGCGCUGAUGCUGGCAGCUUUCAUGUCCAUAACAGCCGAAUUUCUUCCGAUGCUGUUGGCCAAUGUACCGUACAACCUAACUCAGACGCUCAAUUCCCACAAAAUCUGCUCAAUUAUCAGUCUGACGAUCUUGGCGCUGAUGAUCGUGGCUGUGGGGGCAAGUUUAUUCAUCAAGUGGCCCGAGAUGCCAGUCGAUCCCCGGAGCAUUGCCGGCGCAAUGUAUUACAUCAACGAAAGCCAAAUGUUGGAUGACUUUGAAGGUCUAUCGCAGCUGUCUUCGAUGGAUAGAAUGAAGAAAGUUGGGGAAUUGGGGCGGAGAUACUUUUACGGCGCUCUGACCGGAAAACAUGGCCGGCGUAUGGGCGUUGACUCGGUGGAGAGCGUCGAAGACACUGUGUAUACCGGGGCGAACUGGCUUCCACCGCAUGAUGAUAGCGGUGACCUCGAUCAAGAGACACCACCAUAUCAGGCUCCAGCUACGGUCAGUUUGGGAAGAGAUCCUGGCCCAAGACACAAUAUUCCAUAUCACGAAGAAGGGGAUUGGGUGUGA
This is a messenger RNA of Colletotrichum lupini, 687 nucleotides long. RefSeq lists its product as uncharacterized. The annotation marks the transcript as partial. The transcript has a single exon. NCBI's taxonomy places the organism in Eukaryota, Fungi, Ascomycota, Sordariomycetes, Glomerellales, Glomerellaceae. The record is from RefSeq and is a predicted model, not a curated record.